AUGAACGUGACACCGUUGGAUGAAUUGCAAUGGAAAUCUCCAGAAUGGAUUCAAGUUUUUGGUUUGAGAACUGAGAAUGUUCUUGAUUACUUUGCAGAAUCACCAUUUUUCGAUAAGACGUCGAAUAAUCAGGUAAUUAAAAUGCAAAGGCAGUUUUCCCAGUUAAAUGAUCCUAAUGCUGCCGUGAAUAUGACACAAAACAUAAUGACCUUACCAGAUGGGAAGAAUGGAAACUUGGAAGAGGAGUUUGCCUAUGUGGAUCCGGCAAGAAGACAAAUCCUUUUCAAGUAUCCUAUGUAUAUGCAACUGGAGGAGGAAUUAAUGAAGUUAGAUGGUACUGAAUACGUAUUGAGCAGCGUAAGAGAGCCUGACUUCUGGGUUAUCAGGAAGCAAAGACGAACAAACAAUUCUGGUGUGGGAAGCGCUAAGGGACCAGAGAUUAUUCCAUUGCAAGACUACUACAUAAUUGGUGCAAACAUUUACCAAUCGCCAACAAUUUUUAAAAUUGUGCAAAGUAGGCUGAUGUCCACGAGCUACCAUCUAAAUAGCACAUUGGAGAGCUUGUAUGACUUGAUUGAGUUUCAACCUUCCCAAGGAGUACACUAUAAAGUACCUACGGACACUAGCACGACUGCAACGGCUGCCACCAACGGGAACAACGCUGGAGGGGGCAGUAACAAGAGCAGUGUACGACCUACCGGCGGUGCCAAUAUGGCGACUGUUCCCUCAACCACAAAUGUCAACAUGACAGUCAACACUAUGGGUACAGGAGGACAAACUAUAGACAACGGUACCGGUCGUACUGGCAACGGUAACAUGGGUAUAACUACAGAGAUGUUGGACAAAUUAAUGGUCACAAGCAUUCGAUCCACCCCAAACUACAUAUGA
Molecule: messenger RNA, 888 nt
Organism: Saccharomyces cerevisiae S288C
Lineage: Eukaryota; Fungi; Ascomycota; Saccharomycetes; Saccharomycetales; Saccharomycetaceae
Gene: MED6
Product: mediator complex subunit MED6
Exons: 1
Coding region: 1-888 (295 amino acids)
Biological process (GO): regulation of transcription by RNA polymerase II
Cellular component (GO): mediator complex; nucleus
Molecular function (GO): transcription coregulator activity
Source: RefSeq, marked reviewed